Molecule: messenger RNA, 2975 nt
Organism: Episyrphus balteatus (marmalade hoverfly)
Lineage: Eukaryota; Metazoa; Arthropoda; Insecta; Diptera; Syrphidae
Gene: Duba
Exons: 8
Coding region: 515-2722 (735 amino acids)
Biological process (GO): protein deubiquitination
Molecular function (GO): K63-linked deubiquitinase activity; cysteine-type deubiquitinase activity
Source: RefSeq, a predicted model, not a curated record
AAAAAAUAUGGUCGUGAAUUUUUUCUUCAAAGUGAAAUCCGUUCGUCAUCGUACACGUUCGUAGUCCAAUUUGAGAAAAAAACUCAAGAAAACUAUCAAAAAAAUCUCUAAAAACAUAAACAAUAUUGAUUUUAUUGAAAAGCAAUCAUAAUAUCUAUAAAUUUUCGAUCAAAAAAUGAAAGAAUAACUUUUUUUUCAAUUUCAAGUUAUGGAAAAUUUCAUUGAAAUACAGGGUGGAUGAAAAAAUAAUAAAAAAAAAAAAUAGAUAAAAAAAAGACAGCAAAAAAGGGAAUGAGUGUGUAGAGAACACAAAGGAGGCACAAAAGAAAGAAAACGCGUAAUUAAAAAAAAAAUAAGCGAGAAGAGUGAAGAAAACAAAAAACAACAACACAGUGACGGAGUGACAAAGACAGACAACCAGCAAAAACCAGCUGAGAAAACAGUCUGACAGUCGUCGUCAAUUCACUAGAAACUCUACUAAAAGCAAUACAAAAAUAAUAAUAAUAUUAUAAUAAUGACAAUCAAACCAGUUGGAAGCCAAAAGUCUGCCGAUGGCGGAAAAAAAGACUCCCAUGGUCAUGUUCAGGUGGUCGGCGGAGGAGAGGCUCCAAAUCAAAAUGUCGUCCGCUCCACACAUCGCAAUGUCGUAAUCGACAGCCAUGCAGCUCAGAGCCCACAGCGUCGUGGAGAUGUGUUUGAAGAGAUUUCGCGUCAUCGUCGUAGUCCCCACAAGAGUAGUGGACGAUCCAAACGUGAACACCACAAACGUGAGCGUGAGAAGAUCACAACAACUGUACAAAAAUGCAUCAGUCCCCAUCAUCAGGCAUGCGUUCCUGCUAUCGGUAAUAAAACCCCAACUGAACAACAGCAAUCACCGCUAGCUUCAGCAUCAUGUCAAGCACAAGCUCCUGUUGAUAUAUCAACUGCCAGUCUAAUUAAAGCCGUCGAAGAAGCUUACUCCGGUUAUAAUAGCGGCGAUGAACAUCUUCGCAACAAAGAAGACAUAAUAACUCCUGAUGAAUGGAAACUACGUGAUGAGCAAUUUGACAAGUUAAUGUCUGAGCAAGGAUUCAUUUUGCAAAAUAUUGAAGAAGAUGGUGCUUGUUUGUUUCGAGCAAUAUCGCUGCAAAUUUAUGGAGAUGAGGAAAUGCACGAUCAAAUUCGUCAACAAACAAUGGACUACCUUUACAAGAAUCGCGAGUACUAUUCACAAUUCCUUACCGAGGAUGUCAACAGUUACAUUAAACGCAAACGCAAAAAGGAUUCCCAUGGCAAUCACAUAGAAAUCCAAUUAAUGUCGGAACUCUAUAAUCGACCAAUUGAGUUGUAUUGUUAUAAAUCAAUGCCAAUAAACAUCUUUAAUGCUGAGCAACAAAACAAUGGAUAUCCUCCCUUGAGGCUUGCCUAUCAGCGAGGAUCUCAUUACAAUGCAAUUAUUGAUCCUUUCAAUGCAACAGUUGGUGUGGGAUUGGGCUUAGCCGGAUAUAAGCCUGAGUUGCAAACAAAAGAUGCAAUGGUUCUUAGCGAACAACUUGAAAUUGAACAGACAAUGUUUGAAGACAAAUUAAAGACAACCGAUUGGGAAGCCACAAAUGAGGCAAUCGAAGAGCAAAUUGCUCGUGAAUCCUAUCUGCAAUGGUGUCGAGAGAAUAUGCAACAGAAAGCCAACACCAGCGAAUCUGAAACAACUAGCAGCAGCAGCAGCAGCAACUAUGCCAGUGGCAGUGGUAAUGCUGCUGCUGCUUCUACUGCAGCUACCACCACAGCUACAGUAACCUCAGCAGAAGCUGCAGUUGCAUCGCCCUCAAAAUACCACCAACAUCAAUUGAGAAGCUCCACAUGCACUGUUACCAAUGAUAGUCUUAAUUCUUCGACAUCGUCAACCACCUCAUCGGUGGGGUCAGUGCCGCCUGUACCAGCGCCAUCGCCUACAUCACCAGAAAACUCUACAGCAAUUACACCAGCAGCAUUGUCUGCUUUGAAUGUUGGCAAUUUGUCACCGAAAUCAUUGACUGCUUUUGCACAAAGUUUGCGAAAGGAUUCGGAAUUGUGUUUUGAUAGUGAUGACACUGAUAUGAGUAGUACCAGCUCGCAUGAUCAUCCUUCGAGUGAUAAAAGUUCUAAUCGGGGUAAGAAAUCAAAGAAUCGUGGAGCCAAUUCGAGACUUAGCAAGAGACGUCGACGUGAGAUUGGUGGCAAUGCUGGAAAUGAUGUAACUGAAGAGAAAGAUAAUGAUGAAAAUGAAAAGCUAACAACACCUAAGCAACAAAAAGCCACCGCAACAUUCUGUGAUUCUGGUGAAACGAAUAAACGCUCAAGGCCCACAACUCCAAUAACAUGCUCACUCUUCUUUACCGACAACACCAAUAACCAACAACAAAAACCAGAAGAUAAACCUUCUUCUGCAUCCCCAACACCAUCUUCCUCCUCUUCAACUUCUUCCUUCUCAUCGCCUGGUACAUCAAAACAAGUUCCAAAUAAUGAUGCUGCCUUCUUUUCCACGUCAUCAUCUCCUCCUGCGCCUCUCACUCCACCAGCUACGUCAACAGAGAAACCAGUAUCGACAUUUUAUCAAUCCUUGUUGGAGUCAUCCUAUAUUGCUGAUGGUAUGUCCAAUGGUUUUGCACAGCUUUCUGAAAGUGAAAUGCUUCAGCAGGCAAUUCAGCUCUCUACACAAGAAUAUUUAGAAGAUCAGAAGAGAAAAGGAGGUUUUCUAUUUUAAGUUUUUUUUUUUAGAUCUUAGUUUAACUAAAAAUAUAAAAAAAAAGAAAAGAAAACUAUAAAUAUUUUUUGAAACAUUCUAUUUUCUACAAAACACACAAAAUCUUUAACCAACACACAAAAAAAAUCCAGACACAUUGAAAUAAUAUGAACCCUUCUCACUAUGUAUAUCUCUGUAGAAUAUAAAAAAUUAAUAAACUACAAAUUUGCAAUGUAAAUUGAGCUUACAAAUUGAAUUAAAGAAAAAAAAAUAA